Molecule: messenger RNA, 744 nt
Organism: Trichoderma breve
Lineage: Eukaryota; Fungi; Ascomycota; Sordariomycetes; Hypocreales; Hypocreaceae
Exons: 1
Coding region: 1-744 (247 amino acids)
Source: RefSeq, a predicted model, not a curated record
AUGGUGUUAUUCAAGCUCUUUUUUACUGCAGCUAUGGCCGGCAUUACGGCCGCGCUGUCCUUGAACGUACCCCAUGACCUCCCAGACGGAACAUACAAAGCUUAUAUCGAUGAUCAAGGCCGUGAGGUACACGAACUUGUCAGCUUGCCAGGAAAUACUAUCCAGGCCAAGAUUAGUAAUGCCACCAGAUGGAUCACCAACGAGCACAAGCUGGAAGAAAUCCACGCCUCCAUGGUGGCCGCUAGAUCUCUCUCGUCUCUUGAAAAACGCGGCAAAACCUAUAGGUCCCAAGACUACGGGUUUGGGGUAGGCGUCCUCGAAAUAUGGUGCGGCUGCGGAUACAACCUGAACCACGGCGACUGCGAUGCCGCUGUGAAUGAACUCAAGAGGCAGACGGGUGGCGGCCAGAGCAUCGCCUUGGGCCUAGCUUUUUACGCUAUCCGCGGCGGUGUUGUGGCCUUUUCUUGCGCGACUUGGCCUGAUUCCAAUGACACUUAUGGUGACCCCUUUGAGUGGGAUGUUGAGGAGAUUACGCUGUCUCUUGCUGCCAUCACUAAACUCUGUGGCUGGUAUGUUGCUGGUACUGCCAACUACAUGGAUUGGGCUCCUACAGACUGGAACUCGCCGCUUAUUGGCUAUAUGCAAUAUUUUAAUGGCCUCGACUUUUGCCAGGCAGCAAAUGGCGCAGCUGCUGGUAAACUAAGCACUGAUGGGAUACAGAGAACGCUAUUUAGACUAUCGUAA